This is a messenger RNA of Mesorhabditis spiculigera, 438 nucleotides long. The record is from the annotation of a GenBank genome assembly. Lineage: Eukaryota; Metazoa; Nematoda; Chromadorea; Rhabditida; Rhabditidae.
AUGGUCAAGACUGCAAACACGAAUUCGAAUAUACCGGGAAAGAUGUGCGAGAAUGAGCCAGGCGCCCGAAGAAAAUGUCGACACUGCAAUGUGGACUUCACGAACCGAGCAUGCUUUGAUCAUCAUCUGCGCAAUCGAGUCUGUGGGAAGCGGUUCUUCUGCGCCAAGUGCAACUACUACUACGAUGCGACGAGUGGUGGACAGCAAGCACACAUGUGCGAUCGACGAUUCUGCCACACUUGUAUGGGAAUGCAGCCGAUUAAGCACAAUUGUAUCUUCGCGCCGGCGUUUGACAAACCCGCAGCACGCUACAAGACUCAGCGAUACACGUUCUCGAAUCUCGACGAAAACGGCAUCUGGCACGACGGCAAAGUAGUUGAAGACGUUGUCGAUUUCCUGCUGUUCGAAAAACACGACAAGAAGCAGGAAAAAAAAUCG